GGAUAUGGAUCCCGAGCUUGAAGAUGAUGACAGCUGGAUCGGCGUCGUCCCAGUUGGGGAGGAACAGGCCGAGAUUGCGAGGGGCAACAAAGAAGAGUCCUUCACCACUGCUGUGGUCAACAAGAUGAAGCGGGCCCUGGUUCUGGGAGCCUCAGCUCUGCUCAUCCUCGCCCUGAAUCAGAACACGAUCCGAGAGCUGGACGUCUCCCAGGUUCUUUCAAAGCCUGUGAUUGUCGUCCAGACUUCUGAAAAUGUUACCAAGCUUCUUGGAGCACUGCUGCGGGGUCUUCAGGCCACAGCCAAGAUUACGUACCAAGCAGUGCUGCUGGAGAACGUGGGGGUGACGCUGACUCUGUGGUCCACGUGUGGCCUCUCCCGGGGUGGCCUGUAUGGAGAGUGGCAGGGAGUCAUUUGUACUGGAGAGAAUAGCUCCCGAGUCCAGAAGUAUCUCCAGCAGCUGUGGAAUGCCAUCCUGCUCAUCGCCUUGGUCCUGUGCACAGGCGUCAUCAUGCAGGCGCAGCGGCAGUCCCGGCACAGCCGGCGGGACCAGGAAUCCGAGCUGGAUCUCAAGCAGCACAUUGCGCAGAGGCUGUCUGCUCUGAAAACCCGGCGCUACCACCCUGGCAAGCCACCCCGGAGCUGGGCUCAUGAGAUCGACAGCUGUGCCAUCUGCUUGGACCGAUUCCACAAGAAUCAGUGUCUCCGAGUGCUGCCAUGCCUGCAUGAAUUUCACCGGGACUGUGUGGACCCGUGGCUGCUGCUCCAGCAGACCUGCCCCCUCUGCAAACACAACAUUCUAGGCACCUGUUGCCAAGACAGCUAGCCAGAGGGUGGCCUGUCCUUGAGGAUGGACCUUCCUGUGCCCCAGGGGAGAGACUAGGCUCUGCCACGUCUUGUGCUGCCUCGGGUUGCUCGGGCCGAAGAGAAGAAACGUACUUGGCCCUUCGGGCUCCCCCUGGUGGGAACUGGGUGUCUGUAAAAUAGUGUGUACGUCUGUCCUUGGGCCUGCCUGAGUGUCUGCACAUUGAACUGAAUCCAUUAUCGCCCUUUUGGUGCAUCUACCGGAACCCCUGUGCAGGUUUAACAUAGGCUGGGGGAAGUGCUCCGACCUGGUGGCCUGGCUGUUUGCAAGGGAGCAGGCCUGGCUGUUUGUACCUUCACAACCGUCAUUUGUUUUGACACCAUGAGGUGGAGAGCAGCGCUGCUCUUGAGAGCUGGUGGGAGGGAACCAAAAUGCUUGCUUAUUUAUACUAACUUAUUAGAAGGGCUGAAGGCGACUGCAGGGGCUGAGCAAUGGCUGCCGAGCUGCCACAGAACCCAUCCAAGAGAGGGCCCGGCAUGGAAAGCCACCUGUACUAAUAAAAACAAAGCAAAGAGAAA
Varanus komodoensis (Komodo dragon) is the source of this 1380-nucleotide messenger RNA. It is a transcript of the gene RNF215, whose product is annotated as ring finger protein 215. The record is from RefSeq and is a predicted model, not a curated record. Gene Ontology annotation, biological process: Wnt receptor catabolic process; ubiquitin-dependent protein catabolic process; negative regulation of canonical Wnt signaling pathway. Bases 5 to 823 code for a protein of 272 amino acids. NCBI's taxonomy places the organism in Eukaryota, Metazoa, Chordata, Lepidosauria, Squamata, Varanidae. The transcript has 9 exons. Gene Ontology annotation, molecular function: ubiquitin protein ligase activity; frizzled binding.